GGUGCUGCACAUUUGGCUGUUCCGUCCGCUCCCUCCACAUACCAGCCCACCACCUCCACGCCCGGCCCAUCAGCACGUAUGACAGGCGGCGACCAACGCCCAGUGGCCACUUCUGACCUCCGCAAACGCCUGCCCCAGCUCCCCCAAGCCUCGACGACCGAGCUGGACCACCUGUCCAUCAUCAUGGGGCUGACGUACAACAUCUACCUCAACUCGUCGCGCAUCUACGGCUGCAAAAACUGCAAGACGCACCUCUCCAACCACGAUGACAUCCUCAGCAGAAACUUCCGUGGCCAGCACGGCAAAGCCUACCUGUUCGACAGCGUCGUCAACGUGACCGAAUCCGACCCCAACGAGCGCAACAUGACGACGGGCCGCCACAUUGUACGCGACAUCCACUGCCGCCAGUGCAAGGAGACGGUCGGCUGGAAAUACGACAAGGCCUACGAGGCGAGCGAGAAGUACAAGGAGGGCAAGUUCAUCCUCGAGGCAGAGCUCUUGUGCACCGUCACCUGACGAGCAGGCCAUACUACACUCGGGUUGGCGUUGGAUUGGCAUGGGCAUUUUGAUGGGAGUUUCGGGAUUGGAUACAACCAUGCGGCCUGGACCAUGCACACGGUGUUUUGUAGGCAUUUGGAUUUUACUGUCCUCUAUCGGCGUUCUGGCGUGUCAGCACGGAAAGAGGUGGAGAGUUGCCUGCCACCUGCCUGCAUGGAGCCGAGGCCCGCUUACAUGGGCGCUGCACUCUGCGACAUCGCACGCACACCACCGCUAGGCCCCUCCAUGUGAAGACUAAUUUCUUUUCUUUCUUUUGGGUUUAUCUAGUCUUAUCAAUGUCAUCGAGUUUGCC
This is a messenger RNA of Exserohilum turcica Et28A, 850 nucleotides long. RefSeq lists its product as uncharacterized. The transcript has 2 exons. The record is from RefSeq and is a predicted model, not a curated record. The coding region runs from base 79 to 516 and encodes 145 amino acids. Gene Ontology annotation, cellular component: ubiquitin ligase complex. NCBI's taxonomy places the organism in Eukaryota, Fungi, Ascomycota, Dothideomycetes, Pleosporales, Pleosporaceae.